Vespula pensylvanica (western yellowjacket) is the source of this 603-nucleotide messenger RNA. RefSeq names its product DNA-directed RNA polymerase III subunit RPC9 (gene crcp). Gene Ontology annotation, biological process: transcription initiation at RNA polymerase III promoter. NCBI's taxonomy places the organism in Eukaryota, Metazoa, Arthropoda, Insecta, Hymenoptera, Vespidae. The coding region runs from base 131 to 523 and encodes 130 amino acids. The transcript is spliced from 4 exons. The record is from RefSeq and is a predicted model, not a curated record. Gene Ontology annotation, cellular component: RNA polymerase III complex. Gene Ontology annotation, molecular function: nucleotide binding.
UAUUGUUACAAGUACUAAGCAACAAAAUCGUGAAUUAUCAUGUAAAAACAAAAAAUUUUUAACUUUUUAAAUUCUGUUUACAGUCAUAUACUUUAUCAUUUUAUAAAAAAGAAAUUCUUAUUCAGACGAUAUGGAGGUACUCAAUGAUUGUGCUGCCUAUUUAAGCAAUUAUGAAGUUUUGGAUAUGCUUCAAAAUAUAAAGUCAAAUAAGAAACAAAAAAUGACUCAGAAUCAAUUAGCAACUAUUACUUAUCAAACAAUAAGGUAUUUGGAAGAUACGCCUUGUAAGAAACAGUCUCCAGAAAAAAUCAGAAAGUUUUUACAAUCAAUGGAACCUUUUAAUUUGACGAAAUGUGAAAAGUUGACUUUGUUAAAUGUUUGUCCCAAGACAGCUCUUGAAAUACAAUUGAUUGUAGAGGACAGUGAAGAUCGUUUAAGCAACGAAGAAGUAGAAUCAUUAUUGGAAACAAUUCAAAAUUGUUUGGGAGAACAAGAAAAUGAACAGGAAACAGAAACAGGGUAAUAGUGAACCAUUCAAUUUCUGAAAUGUCAUCUAUAGAAUCUUCAUCGAUCUGAAAGUAAAUAAAAGUACAUAAAAAAAUA